AUUUUCCUAAAUUAGCAGCCUAAUGUGUUCUAAAGAGCAGUUCCACUCAGAUCUCUUCUGAGGGGUUGCAUUUCAUCACAGUAUAAAAUGGGCAAAUCCAUCACUUCCCUCUGCUCAGUGCUUUUGAAUCAAGAUUGAAGGGAAAAUUAGAAGCUGUUCAUUUGGGCUCGCAGGCUCGGAAGCAUUGCACGGCUUUGUUCCAGGGUCUACGGUGUCCUGUUGAAAGGGGUCAACAAGUGCCGGGGAGGGUGCAAAGAGAGGCUGAGGCUGGCGUCACCUUCUGUUGCUAAGGUAACGUGCUCUGGCCAUUUUAUCUGAAAAAGGAAGUCGAGUGGACGGUAUGCAUUAUUCAUCGCUGUUCUAAUCAAACAAUCAAAAUUGUUUACUUUCCCUGGGAGUGUUUAGCGAGAUCAAAGACACUCGGGCUGAAACUGCUCUUGCUUUUCUGUCGACAGGUAGCCCUUGGGUUUUUUUGCAGUGUCCAAGUGAACAUUUUCUUUCAAAACUCUGUGUUUGGAACAUCAAGGAUGGAUUAUCCCAAAAUGGAUUAUUUUCUGGAUGUCGAGUCUGCUCAUAGACUCUUGGACGUUGAGUCAGCUCAAAGAUUCUUCUACAGUCAAGGAGCUCAAGCUCGCCGGGCGACCCUGCUCCUGCCUCCCACAUUAAUGGCGGCAUCUUCGGAGGACGAUAUAGACCGGCGGCCCAUCAGAAGAGUCCGCUCCAAGAGCGACACGCCGUACCUGGCGGAGGCCCGAAUCUCCUUCAACCUCGGGGCAGCUGAGGAAGUGGAGAGGCUGGCUGCGAUGCGUUCCGACUCCCUGGUCCCAGGUACCCACACACCCCCCAUCCGGAGGAGAAGUAAGCUUGCCAACCUGGGGAGGAUUUUCAAGCCUUGGAAAUGGAGGAAGAAGAAAAGUGAAAAGUUCAAACACACAUCAGCAGCCCUGGAAAGGAAAAUAUCAAUGAGGCAAAGCCGAGAAGAGCUGAUAAAGCGGGGAGUCCUGAAGGAAAUCUACGACAAAGAUGGGGAGCUCUCCAUAUCAAAUGAGGAUGACUCCUUGGAAAACGGCCAGUCCCUGAGUUCCAGUCAGCUGUCUCUGCCUGCUUUGUCCGAAAUGGAGCCAGUCCCAAUGCCCAGGGACCCCUGCUCGUACGAGGUGCUCCAGCCUUCAGACAUUAUGGACGGGCCAGAUCCUGGCGCCCCUGUGAAAUUGCCUUGUCUGCCAGUGAAACUGUCGCCUCCGCUACCUCCAAAGAAAGUCAUGAUCUGUAUGCCUGUAGGGGGGCCAGACCUCUCGCUGGUGUCCUACGCUGCCCAGAAGAGCAGCCAGCAGAGCGUGGCCCAGCACCACCACACCGUCCUGCCCUCCCAGAUCCAGCACCAGCUGCAGUACGGCAGCCACGGCCAGCACCUCCCCUCCGCCACCGGCUCCCUCCCCAUGCACCCCUCGGGCUGCAGGAUGAUAGAUGAGCUGAACAAGACGCUGGCCAUGACCAUGCAGCGGCUGGAAAGCUCUGAGCAGCGAGUUCCCUGUUCCACUUCUUACCAUAGCUCUGGUUUGCACUCGGGUGAUGGUGUCACAAAAGCAGGACCCAUGGGCCUUCCAGAAAUAAGACAAGUGCCAACUGUUGUGAUUGAAUGUGAUGACAAUAAAGAAAAUGUGCCUCAUGAAUCAGACUACGAAGAUUCUUCUUGCCUGUACACAAGAGAAGAGGAGGAAGAGGAAGAGGACGAAGAUGAUGACAGCUCAUUGUAUACCAGCUCCCUGGCCAUGAAGGUGUGUAGGAAGGACUCCUUAGCCAUCAAACUCAGCAACAGGCCCUCUAAGCGAGAACUAGAAGAAAAGAACAUCCUUCCCAGGCAAACAGAUGAGGAGCGGCUGGAGCUGAGGCAACAGAUCGGCACCAAGCUCACCAGGCGGCUGAGCCAGAGGCCAACUGCAGAGGAACUGGAACAGAGGAACAUUUUGAAACCCCGGAACGAACAAGAAGAACAAGAAGAGAAAAGAGAGAUCAAGAGGAGGCUAACCCGAAAGCUCAGUCAGAGGCCCACGGUGGAAGAACUUCGGGAAAGGAAGAUCCUCAUUCGCUUCAGUGACUACGUGGAGGUGGCUGACGCUCAGGACUACGACCGCAGGGCUGACAAGCCCUGGACCCGCCUAACCGCUGCUGACAAAGCUGCCAUCCGAAAAGAGCUCAACGAAUUUAAAAGCACUGAAAUGGAAGUUCAUGAAUUGAGUAGACACUUAACAAGGUUUCACCGACCUUAACAAUUGAAUUCCUCUUGAGUGCUAUGCUGUCUUCAAAACAUAAAUUUAUAAGAACCAUAAGUGCUGGUAUUUAUUCACUUCCCCAUUAUGAUGUAAAUCUUCUGAACUGCCUUUUUUUAAAAGAAGAGGAAGAAAAAUAUAAGGAAACACAAUCAAGAUUCUAUGUGUGAAAACACAAAGAUGACCGCUCAGCGAUCAGAGCUGCUGGCCCCACUUCUGACACCGAAAUGUGUCCCACCCCUGGCAGGGCCCAGGGCUCCUGCAGCAGGGCCCUGACUGAAGACUUCCCAGCCAGUGGAGUGGUCCUCGUCCUCUUUGGCCAGGCCCAGCAGGCACCGAGAACCUCUUCCUCACAAGUGUCUAGCACCUGAGUCCAAAGAAAGCAGAGGGGGUGGGUUUCCCCUGGGAGGGGGUACUGUGCAAAGAAAGCUCGAUCUGGUUGGCUUUCUAGACUUGGCCCAGUGUACUGGCUCCAGAUGUAGCAUCUGGUUUGGGGGCCCCAGCAGAGAGUGGUACCAUGAGGAAAGGGGUCUUUCUCAGCUGCUCUUGGCCCUCCCUCCCUUCUGCCAGCAUCCACUCAGUGGGCAAAGGGAAGAGCCCUUUUCUAAUGGGGGGGUGGAGGGUCUGGGUGCCUGUUGGUCUUGGAGCAUGUGUGCUAUAGGUGGGGAAGGCUGGCACUGAGUGCCCAUACUGUCCUCCCAGGCUGAGCUGAGCUGCUUUCCAGGAAGCAAGAUCUGGUUUAGAAGGGGAAGGAUAUCAUCUUAUCAAGUUCAAAUUCAUUGACCCAUCUCUGUUCAGAGAGUCAAUGUCAUGGGUGACUGGUGCACACAAACAGCCAUUGCUCAGGUACUCCCUUGGUGUUUCUAAGUCUGAGCAGGAGGGCCCUGUUAAGGGCAGAAAGGCUGGGGUCAGUAACUGCUUAGCUGAUGUUCUUCACGUUUUCUGUGUGCACCGUCCCAGUGAUUGUGUGGCUUGGGAAUUGAUGGUCUCUGAAUAUAAGACCAAUGCAUGCAGGCCAGAAACUAUUCCUAUAAGUCUAGCUUCCCAGCCCCUGAGGGACUAGAAUUCCAGAACCACUUGAUGGCCUUCUAUUCUCUCUUCUUUGCACCCAAGAGUUUCUAUGGAAGAGCCCAGAGUUCAGCAUGGGCCAAAAUUGGCCCAGCACAUGCCUGCCCCAGAUGUACCUCUCUGCUCCAGUUCAUCCAGAGGGAAUCCUUCCUCUUUCUCACAAUGCUGGUGAGGGUGAUUGGAGAUGUGUCUCCAACUGUCCUACUCCUUGUCAACAAGGACACCAAGGGCAGGAUGUGCAAACCCUAAACCCUACCCAGCAUCCCCACAAGGCCCACUGCAACUUUUAUUUCCCCCAACAGCGCUGGCAGGCCCAAAGUCACAGAGCCCUGCUGAGCCUCCGAUAGGCUCCACAGCCAGCCCAGCCUUUCUAGGGGAUGGCUCUCUCCCCACCACACAUAGCCAGAAUUUACAAAGAUGCCAUCCUGGCCUUCCCCAAAAGAGUUAACCCAUCUCCACCAUGAGCCACUUGGGAGCAAGUCACUCUCAGGAUGCAUGUCCAUCCAUGAAGCCAUGGGAUUUUUCACAGGCCUUAAUGGCACCCAUGGCCAGCACUAACCCAGGGGCCAGACAGCUGCUGGUGAGACCAAGGGGAGCUCUUUGGGCAGCGCAUUCAGCUGCAGCUCCCUCUUGCCACCUGGAGCCAGUGCGCCUCCGCCCAGUCCAAGGAGGACGCCUUCCUAGAUCUUUUCUUUCUUUGUGGAAUCAGAAUAGUUGCUGCUGGGGGAGAGGAAUUGUUCAGGGAAAAUAUGGUUGGGGUUUUAGUGUGGCUAUAAACACAGUCUUCCCAAAAGGCUUACUGACGUUUGAAUGUGCAAAUGGUAUGACGAAAGAUGGAAGGCUCUUUCGUCGAAUUUCUCUACGGCUGAUGGGCUGGCACGUGUUCUGGCAGAGGUGCCCGCCAAGCCAGACUAGGAGUCUGCGCUUCCUCUAACUGGGUGGGCUUCAGGCACACUCGAUGCCCUAGCAUCCCCCUGGCCAGGAGUGAGUCCUAAGGGAACUCAUUCUGUUGACUGGACUCCUCCCAUGAAGUCCCAUAGCUUCUCUGCUGGCCUUGAGAAGGGUUCUUGAGCCCUUCAUAUGCCCUAGGAAUAGAGGCACAAAUGGUAUCCCACCCCAGCCAGCCAGCAGCCCAGGGUUUCUGCCCAGCGUGCACCAGUGUCGCAAUCCACUUGUGCAUGGAAGAAAUUGAACACGAUGUCCAUUGCUCUUCCUGCAGGGCACCCUUUUCCAGAAGUCAUUUGCUCCGAGUGAGAGGGGCAUCUCCCAUGCCGCUAAAAGUCUCUCAGCUUUGGGAUGGGCUACUUCAAGCCCAUGUUCAGUGGCUUUACCCAGGCUCGGCAACCUCAGUGGCCUGUUGGAGGGGCCUCUGUUGUCUUUCUCCUUUCUUAAAACCUUUAGGUCUUUCUAGAGAUUUAUCCACAUUUUUCUUUUUUGCCACAUCAUUAUGACAGCCGAAGCAAUUUGUGAUACUUUCCAAGAUGACAAUAUGACAUUAAUUAGGGGAGAAAAAAAAGUGAGCUUACAAUGCAUCCCUUUUCUGGAAAAGCCGCAGUUUUUAAGUCAGUUUAUUUUGUGUGUAUAAAUUCUCAGUUGAGCAUUUUGUCCUUUGCAUUACAGUGAGAAGAAAAAUGUGAAAUGUCUCAAAUCAAGUGUUUCCCUCUCAAAAUUAGACACCUCCCCAAUCCUGUACCCUGUCCUUAUCACGGAUGAAAGAGAUGGCCAGCGGCCUACUUGCUUUUUCAAAAUGCUGAUACAUUCAUCUCUGACGGGCCCUCAAAGGCCUGUAAAACUUUUAAAACUUUAGCCUUUAUGUCAGAUUAGAGAAACCAAACAACGUGACGGUAAAUGUGAUGACAAGCUCCGAGUUUAUUUUUCUCCUGCUUACGAACAUGUAUGUAUAUUUGCCAAAUGAAAAUUGUGGUGUGUUCCUUCAAUGAAUGGAAUUUCCGGCUCUCCCUGUGCAUAGCCAGUGGGCCAAGGUCACCUUAAAUGACUUUUUCUCCCCAUUUGUCUGUUAAUCCCCAGACCGGUUGCAUUUUCCAGUCGCUUCCCGGGUGUCUGUACAUAGUUUGUCUCUGUAUAGGAGUGAGUGUGGUGACUGUCUAUCCCCUGCUCUCCCAGGUUCUAACUUAACAGAUGACGGCUGUAUGAGGAAGACAGUGUAAAUAGAGAAUACAGAUGAAACUGGAUCUCUGUGGCCUAGGUUUUGUACAUACAGAAACUGCAUGGUAUUUAAAUUAUUGUUUGUCUCUGAUGAUGUAUGCAGUUUCUUUAAAAACAAACCAAAAAAAA
Otolemur garnettii (small-eared galago) is the source of this 5633-nucleotide messenger RNA. It is a transcript of the gene PHACTR1, whose product is annotated as phosphatase and actin regulator 1. Gene Ontology annotation, biological process: cell motility; stress fiber assembly. The transcript has 15 exons. NCBI's taxonomy places the organism in Eukaryota, Metazoa, Chordata, Mammalia, Primates, Galagidae. The record is from RefSeq and is a predicted model, not a curated record. Gene Ontology annotation, molecular function: actin binding. The coding region runs from base 528 to 2270 and encodes 580 amino acids.